AAUCAAGAAAUUGAUUUUUCCAAACGGUACAUGAGCGCCAAAAUGGCGGAUAUAGUUUCAAAUGGUUGCCAACGUAAUUUAGAUAGUUUUGAGAACGGUAACAAAAGGAGAUUCUUUUGAGCAGAUCCAUUUGAUCGGAGAGGUGAAAAAUGGCCAAGUCUGGAGAGAAAAAGGGAAAGAGCGCCAUCAAUGAGGUGGUAACUCGUGAAUACACUGUGAACCUGCACAAACGUUUACACGGUGUUGGAUUUAAGAAACGUGCACCACGUGCAAUUAAAGAAAUUCGCAAGUUUGCUGAAAAACAAAUGGGAACUCCAGAUGUCAGGGUUGACACCCGUUUGAAUAAGCAACUUUGGUCUAAAGGAAUUAGGAAUGUUCCUUUCCGCGUCCGCGUCCGCUUGAGCAGAAGAAGGAACGAUGAUGAAGAUUCGGCAAACAAAUUGUACACACUUGUCACAUACAUCCCUGUUGCGACCUUUAAGGGACUUCAGACAGAAAAUGUUGAUGCUGGUCAAGAUUAAUUUAUUAUCUCAAUAAAUAAUUUUGGCUAUUAA
Cephus cinctus (wheat stem sawfly) is the source of this 554-nucleotide messenger RNA. It is a transcript of the gene RpL31, whose product is annotated as 60S ribosomal protein L31. Lineage: Eukaryota; Metazoa; Arthropoda; Insecta; Hymenoptera; Cephidae. Gene Ontology annotation, cellular component: ribosome; cytosolic large ribosomal subunit. Gene Ontology annotation, molecular function: structural constituent of ribosome. The record is from RefSeq and is a predicted model, not a curated record. The transcript has 3 exons. The coding region runs from base 150 to 521 and encodes 123 amino acids. Gene Ontology annotation, biological process: cytoplasmic translation.